UAAUGGCCUCAACAUCCCACGAGCCUCACAUCUCGCAAAAUUCCCAAGCUUUCUCUCUUUCCAUUAUCCUUGUCUCUGUGAACUCCACUCUUCAAUUAUUUCUCUCUCAAUCCAAUUUCUCUUUUAAAAUUUUCCUCCAAGGCUUUGCUUUUCAUUCGUUUCACUUUGAUCUUUGAUUGUUUCUUCCUUUGCCCAAAAGCAAAUUCAUGGCUCUCGAAACUUGGCUGAUAAAAGUGAAAAAAACGAUAUCCAACAGCCUGGAUACUGCAAGAUCUUCAAUACCCAACUCAAAAGCUUCAAAGCAUAAAGCCAACGUUGGAGUUUUAUCCUUUGAAAUCGCUGGCCUUAUGUCGAAGCUUCUCCAUCUUUGGAAUUCUCUUUCAGACAAGAGCAUAAUUCGUCUUCGUGAUGAAUCGAUAUCUCUUGAAGGAGUCCGCAAAAUUGUUUCGAACGAUGAGUCUUUCCUGUUGGGGCUGGCCUAUGCAGAAAUGGCUGAAAACGUCAGGCUGGUAGCGAAAUCUAUUUCCAGGAUAAGCAAGCGAUGCCAGGAUUCGAAUCUUCAAUGUUUUGAUCGGUGGUUUGAUGAGUUUGCCAACUCGGGCCACGAUAGUCAUGGCUGGGUUUUGAGUUCCAAAGAUGUGGAAGCUAAAAACAAGAAGAUGGACAGGUACGUGACCAUUACGGCGACUUUGUAUAAAGAAAUGGAGGAGUUAGCGACAAUUGAGAACAGUUUGAGAAAGUCCUUUCAGUGUAAAGAGUACGAGUCUUCAAUCAAAGAGCAAAAGAUUAUUGAUCUACAGCAAAAGCUUUUCUGGCAAAGACAAGAGGUUAAGUAUUUAAAAGAGAGAUCUUUAUGGAACAGAAGCUUUGACAUGGUUGUUUCCAUGCUUGUGAGAUCCAUUUUCACUAUUUUGGGAAGGAUCAAGCUUGUUUUCGGGAUUGGCCAUGGCUAUCCACCUUCUUUACCUCGAUGCCUGUCAGCUUCUGCAACAGUCCAUCCAACUGAAAACCCUAACGCUUAUAAUUUUGUAUCAGGGCCAUUGAAGAGUUCUAAACCUGAAGAAAAGAAAGACUUGGCUGUCAGGUUUUUCGAGUCGAACUCAAAGCUGCUGAAGCCUCCACCAAGUACGUUAGGUGCUGCAGCUUUAGCUUUACACUAUGCGAAUUUAAUUAUCAUUAUGGAGAAAAUGAUCAAGUCACCACAAUUGGUUGGCGUUGAUGCAAGAGAUGAUCUUUAUUCCAUGCUUCCAAGCAGUAUAAGAUCGUCUCUAAGGGCAAGACUAAAAGGAGUAGGAUUCUCAGCGAGUGAUCCAGUGCUUGCCGGAGAAUGGAGAACAGCUUUGGGAAGGAUCUUGGCUUGGUUAUCACCGUUGGCACACAACAUGAUCAAAUGGCAAAGUGAAAGGAGCUUUGAGCAGCAGAAUUUGCUGCCUAAAACAAAUGUUCUUCUUCUGCAAACUCUAUUCUUUGCAAAUAAAGAGAAGACAGAAGCAGCCAUUACCGAGCUGCUGGUAGGUUUGAAUUACAUUUGGAGAUUCGAAAGGGAAAUGACUGCAAAGGCCUUGUUCGAGAGCAGCAACUUUAGUGGGUUGCUGAAUUUGCAAAGUUCCAGCUGAGGAGAGAGAUGGGCUUGAUUUCUUGUUUCUUCCUUUUUGGGCUUGUAAUUUUGUUUUUCUGCAAUUUUAAGUUAUCAUGGUUUCUUUUA
Messenger RNA from Theobroma umbraticum, 1705 nucleotides. Its product is annotated as protein PSK SIMULATOR 1. Gene Ontology annotation, biological process: positive regulation of growth. The record is from RefSeq and is a predicted model, not a curated record. NCBI's taxonomy places the organism in Eukaryota, Viridiplantae, Streptophyta, Magnoliopsida, Malvales, Malvaceae.